AACAUUAUUGAAGAAUAAGCCGUUAUCAUUGAAAUAGUAGAAAGAAACCGAUGUGAUUCCAAUCUUCCAUUGUCCUCCCUUGACUACUCCCUCAUCUCUUCUUCCUUCUUCACCAAUGAAGUGCUUCCAUUUCUCAAACGGAUCAUCCGAAAAACGAACCACAGAAGAAAACGAUGAAGGUUCAGGUUCAGCUUCAGCAUCAAGCUCAAGAGGCUCACGCGUCUCAUGGGCGCGUUCCUUAAGCUUAAUGGACACGCGCCGCUCCGAAUACGAUUCCGAUUCUAGAGACUUCUCCGACACUCUCGGCUUCCAUGAGUUUCUCUCUCAACGCCGUGCUAAUCAUCUUCAUCUGUUUUCAUUCUCUGACCUCAAAAUCGCAACUCGUGGAUUCAAUAGAGCUUUGUUAAUCGGUGAAGGUGGAUUUGGUUCGGUUUAUAGAGGAACCCUAAUUCAUCAUAAUCAUCACCGGUCUCAAAUCGAUGUUGCCAUCAAACAGUUGAAUCGUAAUGGUCAUCAGGGGCAUAAGGAGUGGAUUAAUGAAGUGAAUUUAUUAGGGGUGAUUAAGCAUCCAAAUUUGGUGAGGUUAGUGGGUUAUUGUGCUGAAGAUGAUGAAAGAGGGAUUCAGAGGCUUUUGGUUUAUGAGUUUAUGUCUAAUAAGAGUUUGGAAGAUCAUCUUUUGGUUCGUGUUCCUUCGUCGGUUCUUCCUUGGAUUACUAGAUUAAGAAUUGCUCAAGAUGCUGCUCGUGGGUUGGCUUAUCUUCACGAGGAAAUGGAUUUUCAGCUAAUAUUUCGAGAUUUCAAAACAUCCAACAUCUUGCUGGAUGAGGACUUCAAUGCAAAGCUUUCUGAUUUUGGACUCGCUAGGCAAGGACCUGCAGAAGGCUUUGGCUAUGUUUCUACAGCGGUUGUUGGCACCAUAGGAUAUGCUGCACCAGAAUAUGUUCAUACCGGAAAGCUGACUGCUAAGAGUGAUGUGUGGAGCUUUGGUGUAGUUCUUUAUGAGCUUAUCACUGGGAGGAGAGCCGUAGAAAGAAACCUACCAAAAAACGAACAAAAACUUCUGGAUUGGGUAAGACCUUAUGUAUCUGAUCCAAAGAAGUUCCAUCAUAUUGUCGAUCCUCGACUUGAGGCACAAGAUUGCAUCAAAUCAGCUCAUAAACUUGCAGUCCUAGCAAACAAGUGUCUCAUGAAGCAGCCAAAGUCUCGCCCAAAAAUGAGUGAGGUGGUUGAGAUUCUUGGGAACAUUAUUGACGAGUCCGUUCCUAUGGAUGAAUGCAUUUCCGAAGCCGUUGCAGAAACAGGAGAAGCAAAUGAAGUAAAUUUAUCUGUAGAGAAUGCUGAACCUGAACCAGCUAAACAGGGGAAUAAUUAUCUGAAGAAGGUUUUUGAAUUCAGAGACAAGGUGAGUUUAAGAAAUAAAUCCAUUGGAAGAUUUGAUUGGAAAAGUUGGGCUCCUGGGCUUGUAAGAACAUGGUGAUAAGUGAUCUUCAUUCAUAUCUUGGAAAUCAAAAUCUUCGUCUGCAAUUGCCUACUCAUCGAUAUGUUUGGUGAUCACUUAGUUUCAGUCAGAGAGAUCGGCAUUGUUAGGCACUUGGUUAACAUACCGAUCAUGGUAAAUUUUGUAUCAAUUAAUAAUAAUUCCGUGUACAGGAUGAUUUUUUUAGCAAAGCUAUAUAAUAUUCAGUAAUUUGACCUUCUUGAUACUAA
Molecule: messenger RNA, 1707 nt
Organism: Medicago truncatula (barrel medic)
Lineage: Eukaryota; Viridiplantae; Streptophyta; Magnoliopsida; Fabales; Fabaceae
Product: serine/threonine-protein kinase PCRK1
Exons: 4
Coding region: 116-1477 (453 amino acids)
Biological process (GO): protein phosphorylation
Molecular function (GO): ATP binding; protein kinase activity
Source: RefSeq, a predicted model, not a curated record